AUGAACCUGGGAGAUGUAAAAGAAGAUUGGAGGGUUUCCCAUGAUAAGAAGCCUCUCUCAGUUGACGAUGAAAAGCUCUUGCGCCAAGCUAUUUGUGCUGGUUGGACGGAUAGGGUUGCCACACGCAUUGGCUCAUCCAAAUCAGGAGAUAGAAAAGUUCGUGCAGUUGGGUAUGAAGCCUGCAUGGUUGAAGAAACCGUGUACCUCGACCACAGGUCAUCUGUUUCUAAUCCAGCCCCUGAGUUAAUACAGACAAUCUCAGGACCACCAUUAAUGCACGGCGUUUCUUGUGUCGAACCAGAAUGGCUUGUUGAGUAUGCUCCAUCUUUCUGCACUUCCUCUGCACAUAUUGAACCAUACUGUUACUUGAGUAUCCAAGCCUAA
Prunus armeniaca (apricot) is the source of this 384-nucleotide messenger RNA. Lineage: Eukaryota; Viridiplantae; Streptophyta; Magnoliopsida; Rosales; Rosaceae. The record is from the annotation of a GenBank genome assembly.